Molecule: messenger RNA, 1366 nt
Organism: Ochotona curzoniae (black-lipped pika)
Lineage: Eukaryota; Metazoa; Chordata; Mammalia; Lagomorpha; Ochotonidae
Gene: FAM221B
Product: family with sequence similarity 221 member B
Exons: 7
Coding region: 1-1284 (427 amino acids)
Source: RefSeq, a predicted model, not a curated record
AUGGAAGCAGAUGAGGCCACAGAAGAGCUUGACACCACCAUGGAUGCAGAACAGCACCCCUCUUCAAAAGACCCUUCUAUGGAAGACUUGCAGGAGUCCCCCUUGGAACCUUCUAUCUCUGAGGCCACUGUAGAGCCUCAGGCCUCUCAGGACAUUACUAUGGCAUCCGCUUCCCAGAUCCCUUUAGAGCCACACCUCUCUGAGACCCCUUUGGUUCCAUCUACUUCCCAGAGCCCCUUGGAGGCCCAUAGCCCCUUGGAAUCCCAUGCUUCUGGGUCUCCCUUGGAGCCCACCAUCUCUCUACAGCAGGAUGACUCUGAGACCCCUUUGAAGACCCCUACUUCUGAGAUCCUCCUAGGGACUCAGAGCUCUGAAGUCCCAGAGAAACACCUUUCCUUUCAGCCUUCAUCCUUAAGUCUUGCCUCUGGGUCUUCCUCUGGUGUUUUGAAGGAAGACCUCUCUGAGCCUUCUUCCAGCGAGAGCUCAUACACAAGGAGGGCCACCCAGGGCCCUGAAGUCGAAUACCUUCCAGAACACUCCCUUCUGGGCCCUUCAGCCCAUUUCUCUGUGGACAUAUCUGCCAAGCUGAGGGAAGAGGAAGAUGCAGAAGAGGAGGAGGAAGUGGACACCAGUGACAUCACUGUUCACCCAGGCCAGCCUGAACAUCAGCUGGGCAACACAGGCCACUCUGUGGACCCUGCUAAUCAGGCAGAGUUGGUGGAAGCAGCUAACACAAUGCAAAGAGAGCAAUGUGGUACUCAGGUGAAUUAUAUUUUCCAAUGGGAGAAGAAUACAGCCCUGAAUGCCAUCCAGUCAGGCCUGUACAUUGGCUGGCGAUGCCCCCACUAUCUGUGGGAUUGUUUCCGGAUCAGAGAUGAAUCCAAGUGCUUUUGUGGACACUUGCUGAGAGAGCAUCAUAUCAUGUCAGACAUAUCUGUGCCUUGCCGUGUGAGCCAGUGCCGCUGCCUCAUGUUCUGCUUUAUCCCGUCACGCCCUGAGGAGGUGGGUGAGUUCUGGCUCAAGAGACGGGCCACAUUUGACCCCAAGGCCUGGAGAGCACAUUGUCGCUGCAAACACAGCCAUGAAGACCAUGCGGCCAUGGGGCCCCAUCCCUGCCGACAUCACGGCUGUUGCUGUAGCUGUUUUGAGUCUAAUUUCCUGUGUGCGGCCUGUGACCGGCGCUGGGAGGAGCAUGAGACCUUCUUUGAGACUGAGGAGACCCGGCGGCGGAGAGGGAGACCUCAUGGGUCACACGCUUUCAGCAACUGGCACAGGCCGAUAUGAGUCCCGCCUGAACCAGCAAUAAAGGGGAACCACUGGAAUCUGACCUGAUUCUAUAAUGGGGCAGGUAGAGCCUGGGUGAGGG